UGACCACAGUAACCAGGGAGCUGUGCCAAGAUGACAGAAGACAAUGCUGCGCAACAUUGCGUAGGAAGAGGGAGUCACGUUAACGCGACGCAGUCAAGUGACUUCCAGACUUCUCGGAAGAUGUGGGGCUGCCUGUGUGGAAACACGCUGUUCUUCUUCAACGAGAAGAGAGACAGUGAUUACGUAGAGAAAGUGGAUCUCAGUGGGUUGAUCUCAAUAACAGAUGACUGCAGCCAGGAUCGUAACCUGGAUGCAGCCAGACUCAACCUCCAGAUGAAGGAUAGAAAUAUCAAAUUCACUGCUCCUAAUGCAGAGGCUCGUGAGCUGUGGAAGGGCUAUAUCCUCUCUGUAGCUGAGCUGUCCGUACCAUCCUGCCUCAACCUGCUACCAGGCCAGAUCCACAUGCUAAAAGAGGCAGUAGACAAGGAAAAGGAAAGAAUAAAAAAUGUCGCUCCACCUGCUGCCACCAACUCAGCUGCUUACAUCAGCCUCCAGGCAGACAUGCCAGCUUGUUACUACAAAGUGUCUCGUCUGGAGGCUGAGCUGCUGCUCGAGAGAGAGGCCAAGAAAGGAAACCUGCUGAUGAGGCCCGGGAGUAACGGAAACUCCUUCUCUGUCACCACCAGACAGGACCAUGACGGCUCUGUGAUCAAACACUACCGUGUGAAUCGGAAACACGACGGGGGCUUCGCUAUUGAAGUGGACAAUCCUGUCCUCUGUGCCACGCUUCAUGAUGUGAUCACCUAUUUAGUACAAAAAACUGACGGAGUUCUGCUUCCUCUCAUCAUGGAGGAAACCUACGAGAAAAACAUCUUUUAUAUUCAGUCUGAUAAGGAAAAUGGAGAGAGGAGCGUUCACCAGGCCCCGUCAAACAUCGUCCCACCGAGUAUACCCACCAAACCAGUCGCUCCAAUAUUACCGACCCCUAGACCAGCGGCAGCACCAAUUGGAGAAGAUAAUUUGUACCUGAAUGACACACAGGAGACCGCAAUGGAGACGGAGGACACCUCUGCCGUUCCACUUCCGCAACUGGAGAAAAAAGAAGCAAAGAAAGCAAUCAUGCCUCCAAUUCCUGCUCUUCGCAAAUGCCACAUCUCCUCUUCCUUAUCCGUAAACAGCCAAGAUCUGAGGACGAGAAGCCUCACAGAGCCUGUGAUGCAGAUUCCUCUCGCAGCAAUAUCUGAGCUGAAACUCAAGUUGCAACAAAAGUCCAGGUUUCAAGAGUGACCUCUCCUGGUGGGAACCUCUCAAAGCGUCUGUGAACGUCUGCUCCUCCAGCACCACCAGUGACUCACACCAGUGCAGAGACACUUACCAGUCUGUCCCCGACACACGGGAGCGGAGAGCAGCUGUUUCCACCCGCUCCAUCGCAUCGUGGCUCUGCUCCUCCUCGUCGUCAGCUGGCUGUCGGCACCAAAGCCUCUCCGAGGAUUAACACUUUAUUGAUUCGCCCGUCUAAGACGCUCGUUAGCGAAUGAAUCAACUGUAACGAGGGGUGUACAUGUCACGUUAUCGUCACCCCGUUUCUCUUCUACAUUUUGCACAUUUAACACUGACAACAGUGCAGAUUGUCGUAAUCAGAUUUUCUCUAUCAUGGUUGUUUUUGUCUACUUGUUAUAAUACAACAAUGAAUUGUAUUGUAUAUAUUUUUACAUAACUAAUUUAUACAUGUUAUAAAACCUGUAUUACAAUACAGUGAACUGUGAAUGAAAGAAAACGUUAGUUAGGUUUACUGUACCUAUUGUAUGUAUUAUAUAGAUAUGUAGUGUUAAGUGAAGUCAAACUGUCCCAUCAAAUCAGAACCAAGUGAAGAAGUAACGU
Cottoperca gobio is the source of this 1821-nucleotide messenger RNA. Its product is annotated as signal-transducing adaptor protein 1-like. NCBI's taxonomy places the organism in Eukaryota, Metazoa, Chordata, Actinopteri, Perciformes, Bovichtidae. Gene Ontology annotation, molecular function: signaling adaptor activity. The transcript is spliced from 13 exons. The coding region runs from base 31 to 1227 and encodes 398 amino acids. The record is from RefSeq and is a predicted model, not a curated record.